AUGUCUCCCUCACCAUUCUUUCCGGCCAUACUCAGCUUGGCUUGCCUCUGGAUAACUGCAUUAGCGGACACUCAACAUGGACUACAAUUGAAGCUUUCCCUAGCAGAUGGGCUUGUGAGCAGCAGCGUUACUGGUCGUGUUCUGGUUCUUUUCGCACCGCUCGGUGUGGACCCUCUGGCAUCCACGGACGUCGCGUCUACGCCGGAUUACUUCUAUGGCAAGAAUGUGUUCAAUCUCAACGCUGGCGAUACGGUGACGCUUUCUGGCGGUAGCGGCAGCGACACCAGUUAUGGAGUCUGGGGCUUUCCGAAUGCCAGCUUGGACGACUUACCUACUGGACAAUACACCGUUCAGGCAUUUUUGAACCGAUAUGAGACUGUAACCCGUAGCGAUGGCUCGCAGAUCAGCGUCCGCUUCCCCUGCGGUGAUGGUCAACCACCUAUUGACGCCCCUGGAAGCCUUUUGACUCCAGUGACCAAUAUUACGAUUUCUGGAAACUCCCAGACUGUCAAGCUCACUUUCGACGACACUGUGCCUCCGCUUACUUUCUACGGUAAAGAGAUUGGCGGCUGUCUUCAAGGCAAUUUUAAUGAUACUGAGCUUCUGAAACACAUCAAGAUUCGCAGCGAUGCUCUGAGCAAGUUCUGGAAUAGGGAUAUGUAUGUCGGUGCUACCGUCUUACUUCCACACGGAUACCAAGCGAGCGACACAAGCACACGAUAUCCCGUCAUUUAUUCUCAGAACCAUUGGGCCGGAGGUCAGACUGCAUUUCUUCAAUACGACGAGACUUAUAACUGGGUGGAUCCUUGGUAUAACGGUACCAUUCCGGGAGUGAAUGGUACCGCAGAUCGAAAGACACCGAGAUUGAUCUUGGUCAGCUUCCGACAUGAAUCGCCGUACUAUGACAAUUCAUACGGGGUCAACACGGCGAAUUUCGGACCCUACGGCGACGCGAUCAACGAGGAGCUCAUUCCUCAUAUCGAUAAGCUUUUCAAUACGAUUGCCAAGCCAUACGCGCGCAUCCAGGAAGGUGGCUCGACGGGUGGAUGGGUAUCUGCUGCCAAUGUCAUCUUCCGACCGGAUCUGUUCGGCGCUUGUUUCUCUUCUUACCCGGAUCCUUUGGACUUCCAUCGUCAUCAGGACAUUCCGUUGUAUGACGCUACAAAUGCAUAUACGAGACCGGAUGGAAGCAAGAUCUACUCAUUCCGGGAUGUGGUUGAUGGUACUCUGACGAAUGUGGACACCGUAGAGGAGGAAAACCAUUGGGAAUUGUCGCAGGGGACUUCGUCGCGAUCCGCCUUGCAAUGGGAUGUCUGGAACGCCGUGUUUGGCGUUCAGGGUCUGAAUGGCUAUCCCCUCGAGCCGUGGGAUAAAGUCACCGGAGAGAUUUACCCGGAAGCGGUGGAAUUCUGGAAAUCCAUGGAUUUGUCCAACUACAUCACCAGCAACUGGGACAACGAGAAAGAUCUGGGAACAGUUCUUCGCAACCGAAUCUUCAUCUAUGUUGGCAGUUGGGAUAACUACUUCCUCAAUGAAGGCGUCGAGGAAUUCCGGAAACGCGUCUCCGCCAAAGGGGGAUCGGAUUGGGCGAAUGUUACCGUUUUCGCGGACGAGCCGCAUGAAGAUGGACUCUACCAGAAGCGGGAGAUUUGGAAUUACUUGGAGUUCCUGGAAGGCUGGAUUCGCGAUCACUCCCCGAGUGGUAAGACGCCACUGUCUGAUGCUGUUACUACUUCCAAGGCGAGAGGGAAUCUCUGGAGCGAUGUGAUUGCGAGAGGCGGACACCAGGCUGCUCUCGCACGGCAGGCUGCGCCAGAGCUGAAGGUGGGCAAAGCAGGCCUUGAGGCGAGUCCGGGGCGUUGGGAUCCUGGCGUGGUGCUUACUGCGCAGUGGGUUGUUGAUGGGAAGGCUUCGGGGGAAGCAUUCAAUGUGAAGCAGGGUGACGUUGUUGCGUACAAAGCUACGUCUCAAUCUCGGAAAGGCGCUGUGCAGCUUGCUGUCACGGGAAGGAAACGUGGGUAUUCUGACGAGACGAGGAAAAGCAACGCUCUCGAGACUACCUUAUAA
Messenger RNA from Lecanosticta acicola, 2067 nucleotides. The record is from the annotation of a GenBank genome assembly. Lineage: Eukaryota; Fungi; Ascomycota; Dothideomycetes; Mycosphaerellales; Mycosphaerellaceae.